UAUUUCCCGCUGCGGGAGCCGUGGCAAGAGGCCUCCAGGAGGUGCGAGGGGAGGAUGUUCCCGAGCUCAGGUGGGGACUCGUCUCAGGAGCGUUUGCAUUCGAGCAGGAGGCUGAUUUUUACGGACGAAAGACAGUUCCUCCUCCACGGGACUUGCGGGCGCUUUGGAGGCUGGCUCAGGUGGUCGGAGCGCACUUUGGAGUAGGUUGAUCUUUUCUUCUCCCCAUGUCACAGGGGGUCUCUUUCAUGUCUGCGGGCAGCUCCACUCCGUGCACCCCACUUUGUUAAACACCCUAAGUGGCAGGUGUCCCUCAAGACCAGUGUCUCGUCCUUCUGCCGACAGCUUCCCCAGGGCGUCCCUCUGGCCACCCGUGAGGAAUGUGGAUGCACAGACACACACGUCAGACUUCAGGGCCAUCCCGACAGGCCAGAGCUUGAUCCUGGGCAGCUGCUCGGUUGUGAACGGUCUCGUGUGACUCACCUGGUCUUCCGGACGGAUCUCAAACACACCCCAGAGCAGGUGCUCCCUGAAGACGUCAAGCCAUCGGUGCCAAAGAAUCAUGCAGCAUUCGAUGGCCGUCCCCCUGCCUUGAUGGAUUAUACACUUGAGCCCAACGUGACAGCAAUUACUGGUGACUAUCAUCCUGGUAUCUUCUCAAGCCCCUGUGAUGGGGAACUCAUCCAAAAGGACGGCAAGUUGCUUCUGGCCAUCUUUUAUUGCCUCCUGUUUGUAUUUGGUCUUCUGGGAAACAGCCCGGUCAUCCUGGUCCUUGUGGUCUGCGAGAAGCCGAGGAGCAUCACGGACGUGUACCUCUUGAACCUGGCCCUGUCCCACCUGCUCUUUGUCUUCUCCUUCCCCUUUCAGACCCACUAUCAGCUGGACCAGUGGGUGUUUGGGACUGUGAUGUGCAAAGUGGUCUCUGGCUUUUAUUACAUUGGCUUCUUCAGCAGCAUGUUCUUCAUCACCCUCGUGAGCGUGGACAGGUACCUGGCUGUUGUCCAUGCCGUGUAUGCCAUAAAAGUGAGGACAGCCAGAAUGGGCACAGCCCUGAGCCUGGUAGUGUGGCUGACUGCCAUUAUGGCCACCAGCCCACUGCUAGUAUUUUACCAAGUGGCCUCCAAAUACGGUGUUCUACAGUGUUAUUCCUCUUACAACCAGCAGACUUUGAAGUGGAAGAUCUUCACCCACUUUGAAAUAAAUAUCUUAGGCCUGUUGAUCCCAUUCACCGUUCUUCUGUUCUGCUACAGUAGCAUCCUGUACCAGCUGAGGAGGUGCCAAAACCACAACAAGACCAAGGCCAUCAAGUUGGUGCUCAUUGUGGUCAUUGCAUCUUUACUCUUCUGGGUCCCAUUCAACAUGGUCCUCUUCCUCACAUCCCUGCACAAUAUGCACAUCUUGGAUGGCUGUGUCAUCAGCCAGCAGCUAAUUUAUGCCACCCAUGUCACAGAAACCAUUUCCUUCACUCACUGCUGUGUGAACCCUAUUAUCUAUGCUUUCAUGGGUGAGAAGUUCAAGAAACACCUCUCAGAAAUAUUUCAGAAGAGUUGUAGCCACAUCUUCCUCUACAUAGGAAGUCAAAUGCCCAGGGAGGGCUGGGAAAGGCUGUCGUCCUUCCAUCAGAACUCCUCCCGUUCCUCCAGCACAGACUAUAUUUUGUGUGAAUCGGUGAAGGGGACAUAUAAAAACACUUUCUUGAGUAGCACGCUAGCAGCAAUGAACAGACGUGUGGAUGUGGAAGGUUUACAGAAAAAGUUCAGUGUGAAGGAUAUUGUAUAUGCUGUCGCCAAUACUUGGAAUGUGACUAAAGACACAGUUGUGUAUCUAGCCCCAUCUCUGCAACCAUGUUCAGUGAUGAUGGUGGGCAAGGUGGUGACUCUAAAGGAUUCUGUAUGUCAAGUGAGAAAAAAUGAUGUCUGACCUCCUUACAUAUACAAAUAUAUACCUUCAGAGUCCAUUUGUAUGCUGGAAGAAGUGGAUAUUGAAAAGUUUUUAACAUCAAAAUGAGCCUCCAGUUGUGCGUUCAUUGACUGAUGGUGAAACAACCAAAAUGGUUCUGAAUUGAGACAAUUAUAAUAAUAGUGACAACGGAGAUGACAUUAUUUACACUGCAGAAAACGUGCCUAUAGACAACAUGGUGAAAAUAUGUGAUGGGCUUAUUGAAGGACUAGGACAGUGUGCAUUCAUAACAGAACAAGAAACCAUGUCAGUUUAUAAAAUAAUCAAAGAGAGACUUCUGAGACAAAAACUCUUGAUGGGGCAGAUAACUCUGGGGGAAAUGUUUUAAAAGCCAUACAGCAGAAUGGCUCCUCAUCCCUAGAGGACCCACUUCCUGGUCCCUCAACUGUGUCUGAUGUUUCUUCUCACCUAGAAAAUAGAAUACAGAGUACACAGCAUCGUAGGUGGAGACUGGAAACCUGCCAUUGCCUGCUGUUGCUGUUUAACCGCUGAUACAGGUAUUCUGCUGAUGCUACUGUGCUGCUUAGUUACUCUGAACACAUUAUUUUUUUUUUCACUGUAUUGACGGUACUGUCAUUUUUUUACUUCUAAGUAUUUUUGUGUGAAUAAAUGUAAGAAAAUGAUUGUUUAUCAGAAGCAUAGAAAUUCAGAGUCAGAAAUGAUGGUGAUGUCAGACAACCACAGAUAUUCCACACUAUCUGAGAUAAUGGCACCUUGGCUUUCUGAUGGCUCAGUCCCUACAAACUUUGUUUCUUGCACCCAAUUAUUAAAAAUGAUGUAUACUAUUACCUUUAGCCUAUGUGUAAAGGUGUAUAUGAAACACAAAUGGAUUUCGUGUUUAGACUUGGGUCUUAUCCCAAGAUAUCUCAUAUGCAAAUACUACCAAAUCUGAAAAAAUCCAAAAUCUGAAACACUUCUGUCCCAAGCAUUUUGAAUAAGGGAUAUUCAACCUAUAUAUUAAAAUCUCUGUGAUUGUGGGUUUGUCUAUUUUUCAUUUUAAUUCUGCUAUUUUUUGCAGUAUAUAUGUUGAAGCAAUGUUAUUAGGUGCACACAAAAUAGGAUCAUUGUGCCUUUUUAUUGAAUUAACUCUUUUAUCAUUAUGAAAUGCCUCCUUUUCUCUAGUAAUACUUCUUGUCUUAAGGUCUACUACGCUCAUUAAUAGAGCCAC
Lemur catta (Ring-tailed lemur) is the source of this 3124-nucleotide messenger RNA. RefSeq names its product C-C motif chemokine receptor 8 (gene CCR8). Gene Ontology annotation, molecular function: C-C chemokine receptor activity. Gene Ontology annotation, biological process: chemotaxis; immune response; G protein-coupled receptor signaling pathway. Gene Ontology annotation, cellular component: membrane. Bases 592 to 1917 code for a protein of 441 amino acids. NCBI's taxonomy places the organism in Eukaryota, Metazoa, Chordata, Mammalia, Primates, Lemuridae. The transcript is spliced from 3 exons. The record is from RefSeq and is a predicted model, not a curated record.